AUUUUGCUCAUAAGAACCUUGACAGGCAUUUUUUGAUAUUACAGAUCCGUAAGGAGAGAAUCUCAGAAUUCAUUUUUGAAACCUAAGUUUUUGUUCGAAGGAAAAAGCUUGGGUUUCAAAAAGAAAUUCACAUUAAUGGGGUCUCCCCUCUUUAACAUUUCAGUUUUAGGAUUUACAUCACUUAUUCUUCUCCAACAAUUCAGCUUUUCAUACAGUUUGACAUGCACAUCACAGAAAUUCUCAGGAAGGAGAGAAUAUCAACAAUGCAAUGAUCUUCCACAAUUAAGCUCUUACAUCCACUGGAAUUACAUUGAAUCAAGAUCUGCAUUGGAUGUAGCUUUCGUUGCUCCUCCGGUUACGCCUAGAGGAUGGGUUGCAUGGGCAAUCAACCCAUAUUCACAAGGCAUGGUUGGAUCACAAACUUUAGUUGCGUAUAUGGAUGAUAAAGAUAAAAUGGUCGUGAAAACAUAUAACAUUACGUCUUAUCAGCCUACUCCGUCGAAGAUUGAUCUAAUGAUGUUAGAACUGGAGGCUGAAUAUGUUGAUGGUUUGAUAAAGAUUUAUGCAACUAUGAUAUUGCCAAAGCAUUUGGGCUCUACUGUGAAUCAUGUUUGGCAGGUUGGACCAUCUGGCAUGGACGGAAUGCUGGGAAAACAUGCAUUUGGUUCUGAAAAUAUGAAUUCUAUGGGAAAACUUGAUUUAGUUAAGGGAGAAAUUAGUUCUUAUGCUGCACCAGGAGGCGAGCUUAAACAUAAAUAUUUGCAUGGGAUACUGAAUGCCUUGAGUUGGGGAUUUUUGUUUCCUGUUGGAGUUAUCAUGGCGCGGUACUUGAGGACAUUCGAUUCAUUAGACCCGGCCUGGUUUAAUCUUCACGUAUCUUGCCAAGUUUUAGGAUAUAUUCUUGGAGUUGCUGGUUGGGGAACUGGUAUGAAGCUUGGGUAUGAAUCAAUAGGAAUUGAAUUCCCUCUGCAUCGUAAAAUUGGAAUUGCGCUAUUCUGCCUUUGUACCCUGCAGGUAUUGUUUGCACUGUUCUUGAGACCCAAGAAGGAUCACAAGCACCGCACGCUCUGGAAUUUUUACCACCACAUACAAGGAUGCUUGAUCGUCAUUCUUGGCAUAGUGAACGUGUUCCAAGGUCUAAGCAUCUUGAGUCCUGCAGCCAAAUGGAUAAAUUCCUACACACUGAUUCUCUAUAUAUUGUUGGGAAUUGCUAUAUUUGCCGAAGUUGUGACAUGGAUUGUAUACUGUAAGAAGAGAUCGCUAAGGCCUGCGAAUCCGUACCCAAGCGCUUAAUGGAAGGUGUCCCUCACUUAGCAAUCUAAUUAAAAACCUGUAUCUAUAAUAUAGUAUAUAUCUGGUCUAAAUGGAUUGUGUUCCUGUAAUAAUUCUUAUCUUCUAGACUUUUGGUUAAAGAUUGGAUUAGUUUUGGGGGAUGAUAUGGAAGUCCCCUUCUUGUGACCUGCAUGCUUUAUUUCGAAGCACCUGAAAGUAUGAGAAGUAGUUCAGAGUUUACAUUGAUUUCGGCACUGAUGCGUCUGUGGCCUUAAAUCAGUGGUGGCCUAGGGAAAUGAUUGUGGAAAGAAUAAAUCUACGGGUCAUACUUCACCAGGACACCCCUAGCCUCCUGGUGGAAUGGGUAAUGCUUUGCAACCCUGAGGUGGAGGGAUCAAGUCCUGGUAUUUACCCCUCGGGGGUGUUCGGGGGUAAUGUUUGUAGAGUUUAAUAAAGGUAUUCUAAAAUACCUUUUGUUUUAUAUUUGAACAAAUAAAAAUCAUCUACUAGUUCGUAGUA
Molecule: messenger RNA, 1791 nt
Organism: Papaver somniferum (opium poppy)
Lineage: Eukaryota; Viridiplantae; Streptophyta; Magnoliopsida; Ranunculales; Papaveraceae
Product: cytochrome b561 and DOMON domain-containing protein At3g25290-like
Exons: 3
Coding region: 136-1293 (385 amino acids)
Source: RefSeq, a predicted model, not a curated record